Messenger RNA from Trichogramma pretiosum, 983 nucleotides. Its product is annotated as 40S ribosomal protein S27-like. The coding region runs from base 94 to 351 and encodes 85 amino acids. Gene Ontology annotation, cellular component: cytosolic small ribosomal subunit; ribosome. The transcript has 2 exons. Gene Ontology annotation, biological process: translation; ribosomal small subunit assembly. Gene Ontology annotation, molecular function: structural constituent of ribosome; RNA binding. Lineage: Eukaryota; Metazoa; Arthropoda; Insecta; Hymenoptera; Trichogrammatidae. The record is from RefSeq and is a predicted model, not a curated record.
AAAUACCAUUUUUUUACCAAAUGCGGUUGUAGUAGAGCACGUGGCAUCGCUUAUUUUUAUUAUAAACUAUAUCAAAACCAAAAUAAAUACAAAAUGCCAUUAGCUGUAGAUUAUCUACACCCUGCACCAGCAGAGGAAAAAAGGAAGCACAAGCUUAAGAGAUUGGUACAAAAACCUAACAGUUAUUUCAUGGAUGUGAAAUGCCCAGGUUGUUUUGUAAUCAAAACACUUUUUUCCCAUGCGCAAAAAGCUGUUCCAUGUGAUGGUUGCAAUUCCAUUUUGUGCACACCAACGGGUGGUAAAGCACGUCUGACAGAGGGAUGCUCUUUCAGAAGGAAAGUUCAGUGCUAGUUUUUAUUUAAAAAAAAAAAAUAAAAGACAGUAACAUAUUUUCUUGCAUGCAUGAGAGUUUUUUUACCAUCCAUAAGACAUCAUAUUUACUUACAACAUUUUUCAAACAAUUUUGAAAAGCUGAGUGGCUAAAUAAAAUAUUUUACAGACUAAUAGUAAGAGAGGAGUGUUUGUUACUGCUUACAACCAUCUAAUAAUAAACAAAUAAUAUCUGAAGAAAGUAUAAGUGAUGAGUAAAUAGAGAUCUGUUCUAAUGAUUUACUUAAUUAUGUGAUGAAAGCAUGCAUUGAUAUUUAGUUUCUUAAUAAAUUUUGGUAUGUUGUUCAAUAUCUAAUCUGUAAUUAUUAAAAUACCAGGUAAAAUAUUGAAUUUAGAUUAUAAAAAAUAUCAGUUAUGACUUGGUUCUAAUUUUCUAUUGAAUACUAUCAAAUACUAUACUUAAUUCUUUAAGGACCACUGUACUCCAGUUGGUACAAAGUUAAUAAUAAAUUUUAACACUAAGAUGAGGGAUAUUGAAUGUUUUCCAUUGAUGUGUUCAGUAUUUAUGAAAAUAAUACAAAAUUAAGAUAAAUUGAAUUCAUAACAAAUUCAAUUAUAAGUCAAGUAGAUUAAAAUUUUAUGAUAUCUUAAAA